ACUCUUUCUUCUCCUUUUUCUUCACAUCUCUGCUUCUGCUCUGGUCUUCUUGCCCCGAUCAUUCCAUUCUUUUGAUUCUUUCUCGUUGAACAAUCAUGCACAGAGAAAGCUCAUCGCGUGCUCCUUCCGACCAGUCCUGCAUCAAUGUCUUAACAUCUAAAUUGAGACACUCUAAUGCCCAGAAGAUUGAUGAUAAGGAAGAGCGUUAUCCAAUCUCUGACCCAAGAUCCAUUGAUACCAAGAAGGAGAGCUCACGUCACUGGUCGUGUCAUUCCGGGAAAUGGAUUCACGUUAUACCCCUGGUUGUGUUCAUCUGCUGGCUCAUACUCUGGUGGUUCUCCCAUCCGGUAAAUGUGGUGAAUAAAGAUGAAAGCAUUGUUUCUGUACAUCGAUUCAUGCUGCUACCAAUGGACAACACCACUCAGGACAAUCUGCCAAAGUUGUCUCCCUCUCCAUCCUAUGGCUUGGCUCCUCAGGAACUGAACAGCAGCAGUGAGCCACAACAAUCUGGGGAGUAAAAUCAUGUGAGUGGUUCUUUUGUUUGUAUGAGAAGAUGGUCUGAAUUUUCUGUUUCAGUUUUGUAUGCAACUCUCUGAUUGCUUGUUACAACAAUUAGUUUCCUAGUUUUAGAUCUCAAGAAAAAAGUACAGACAGAAGAAAGGAACUCUAUAAAUUGGAUGAAAUGUACACAACUAAUCACCAACAUUUGAAGCCAUAAUAUGAAUUUUGUGAUUCCUC
Messenger RNA from Telopea speciosissima, 738 nucleotides. RefSeq lists its product as uncharacterized. The record is from RefSeq and is a predicted model, not a curated record. The coding region runs from base 96 to 518 and encodes 140 amino acids. NCBI's taxonomy places the organism in Eukaryota, Viridiplantae, Streptophyta, Magnoliopsida, Proteales, Proteaceae. The transcript has 2 exons.